AUCAGCGCGGGCACCGUUCUGGCCCCGCGGCCUCGCGGCCCCGUCGCCACUCCGGCUCCUCGUCCUCCUCCCGCAUCGCCUUUGUGUGUUACUUGCAGCCCUCCUCGCUUGCUGGGAUCCCCAGAUCCGUCGCGUUACUCUUCGCAGCCCAGUGCCAAUCUGCCACUGCGACUUUGGCCUGCGCGCUCUCUCUCUCUCUCUCUCACUCAACCUGCUAGACACCAUGUCCACUGCUGCUGUGUUCAACGGGGAUGAGGUCGCCCCCUUUUUUGGCUUCAUUGGAGCUGCAGCUGCCCUCGUUUUCUCAUGCAUGGGCGCUGCAUAUGGAACAGCCAAGAGUGGAGUGGGAGUGGCAUCCAUGGGUGUGAUGCGGCCCGAGCUGGUGAUGAAGUCGAUCGUGCCAGUGGUCAUGGCUGGAGUGUUGGGUAUCUACGGGCUGAUCAUUGCCGUGAUCAUCAGCACGGGCAUCAACCCGAAGUCGAAGGCUUACUACGUGUUUGACGGCUACGCGCAUCUUUCUUCGGGAUUGUCUUGCGGGUUGGCAGGACUGUCGGCAGGCAUGGCCAUCGGUAUCGUUGGAGAUGCUGGUGUGAGGGCGAAUGCUCAGCAGCCGAAGCUGUUCGUGGGGAUGAUCCUGAUCCUCAUUUUCGCUGAGGCGCUUGCCUUGUAUGGACUGAUCGUCGGCAUUAUCUUGUCUUCCCGUGCUGGACAAUCGCGAGCCGACUAGAGUCGCACCAGGAUGAGCUUACUGUUUUGUUUGUAACCUUGAUGUGGCUAGUGUGAGAUUACUCAGUCUGAGCUAUGGUACGUGGAGUUUGUAGAUGAUGCUCCUUGCAGUGCAGCUGCAUCACAAGUUAUGAACGAUUAUUUAGAUGUAUACAGACUUAUUGUUGUACACUGUUGAUAAAGAAUCGGAUGUUUCAAGUUGAAUUAUUGAACAUCUACUGCCGUUAAUUAAUCAUAUAAUCUAACUGUAACGACCAGUAGAAUUUUACGAAGUGAAGCAAUAAGAUCGAGAGAUAAGAGAAUAUGUAUACUAGGAUUGGUUAGAAUACUACGAAACUACGACUGUUUGGAACACUAGCUUUGAGCCCGGCCAGGAGAGAAUUCGUGGGUUUGAUGCAAGGCAUCUAGUCGAUAAUGUGCAAGAGUUGGAGUUUUCAGACUGCAUGUGGUUCAUGUUGUUUCCGGCGUAUUACCUGCUUCCAAGGGCCUGGUAAUCAUAUCAAUUUAUGCUCUCCUUCCAAUCCA
Messenger RNA from Physcomitrium patens, 1251 nucleotides. Its product is annotated as V-type proton ATPase 16 kDa proteolipid subunit. Gene Ontology annotation, cellular component: proton-transporting V-type ATPase, V0 domain. Gene Ontology annotation, molecular function: proton-transporting ATPase activity, rotational mechanism. NCBI's taxonomy places the organism in Eukaryota, Viridiplantae, Streptophyta, Bryopsida, Funariales, Funariaceae. The record is from RefSeq and is a predicted model, not a curated record. Gene Ontology annotation, biological process: proton transmembrane transport.